This is a messenger RNA of Effrenium voratum, 9195 nucleotides long. Lineage: Eukaryota; Dinophyceae; Suessiales; Symbiodiniaceae. The record is from the annotation of a GenBank genome assembly.
AUGAGUGCGCAGCUGCGUCAGCCGGCGCCGGCGGACGUGGAGUCCCGCGUCUUCGUGUUUUGUGGAGAGGGCGCUCACAGCGCAGACACGGACUUGGACAUGCUGAAGUUCAGCCCAUCCUGGCCUGCAGUGCAGCAAGCAUUGCGCGAUGUGGGGCAUGCAGAUCCCGAGGUUUUCCUCCAGGCGAACCUCGGCGUGCAUUCUGCUCCAAACUCGCCAGUGCUGUCUGUGGCCGUGGGCAUCCUGAACGCCGACUUAUGGAAGCAAUGGGGACAGACGCCAUCCGUCGUUCUGGGCCACUCUGUGGGUGAGAUAGCUGCCGCCUACACGGCUGGCAUGUUGACCAUCGGGCAGGCCAUCGGUAUCGCGCACGGCAUGGGCGUGGCCAUGCAGAACCUUGCUGGGUUUAUGCUGCACGCCGAAUUGCCACGGAGUGGGUUGACGAGUCUACCGACUGGUGUGCAUUUGGCCUCGGUCAACUAUGUUGUCAAGCGAGGCGAUUGCAAGGAGAAGGACCUGCUGAGCGUGACACUGUGUGGCCUUGGCUCGGCAGAGGAUUGCCUGGCAGAACAUCCUGGCGCUAAGGUUCUGCAACCGCAGCAUGCCUGGCACCAUCCCGAGGCGCCCUUGCCCGCCACAGACUUGCCACGUGGCCAGGCCUCUUCCAUCGCAUUCAUCUCUUCAGUCACCGGCACGCAACUCCAUGAGCUCUCGCAGGAUCACUGGCGUCGCUGGUUGCGCAGCCCCGUGAACUUCGCGGAAGCCUUGCAGGUGGCUGCGGGUCAUGCAAGGCGGUGUGCGGUGCUGGAGAUGGGCCCGCACCCCGUGUUCCACGCGGCGAUCCAGGCCAGCUUCGGAGACGAGCUGAUGGCCUACGCCAGCUCCAUGCACCGCGGGGAGAAGGCGGCGCCGUGGCUGCGGAGCCAGCGCGGGCAGCUGCCGGGCUUCCGGGCUCGGCUGGCCCAGGGUCUCCGGGCCCUCCGGGUGCCGGGCGUGCCAGGUGCACCGGAGCUGUGCCCGGUCACGCGCUUCGCGGAGCAAGGCUUCAGCUCGCAGCAGCUGGUGCCGCUGGCCCAGCGCCUGGCCGGCUUCUUCCCCGGCCUGGCGGUGCACGACCUCUACCGCUUUACCUCCCUGGAGAAGCUCCAGGACUGGGACGGAGAGGUUUCCCUGGGACGGAUGCCAGGCACGGCAGGCACGGCAGGCACGGCAGGCACGACAGGCACGGCAGGCACGGCAGGCACGGCAGGCGUGGACCAGUUGGAGAUCCUGGGCUGCGGCGUGCGCCUGCCGGCCGGGAUCCACUCCCCGGGCGCCUUGUGGACGCUCCUGCUGGACGACGACCGCCACGCGGCCUUCGCCGCCAAGGACGGGGUCAAGGCCGCCUUCCUGCAGCCCAAGUUUGACGGCCAGGCCGCCAUGGCAGCUGCGGAGGCCGCCGGGGUGGAGGGCGCCGAGGCGGCCGCCAUGGAUCCCCAGCACGCCUUCGCCCUUCAGCUGGCGCAGGAGAUGUGGGAAGAUGCAGGUUCGGAGGCUGCGCAAGCUGCAAAAGCGCGGCUGGACCAUGUCGGUGUCUACAUUGGGGCGUGGCAACCUGCAGUGUCCAACGCCCGGGCAUCGGCCUACCACACCAUCGGCACAUCUCUCAGCGCUCUGGCGGCGCGGGUGGCAAACGCUCACGAUUUGCAAGGCCCCGUGAUGACGCUGAACACGGCCUGCUCCUCAGCGCUGGUGGCGGUGCAUGAAGCGCUGCGGGAUGCGAGGGCUGGUCGCAUUGACUUUGCCAUCGCCGGCGGCGUGAACCUCUUCGGGGACGACCUGCAGCUCUUCACCAACCUCCGCAGGGCAGGCAUGUUGAGUCCAUCAGGCCGCUGCCACACGUUCUCAGCUGAUGCCGAUGGAUACGUUCGAGCUGAAGGAGGCGCCCUUUUCCUGCUGCACACCUCCGACUCCAAGGACUCCAAGAUGCCUUCGCGCUGCAGGAUUUUGGGCUCUGCAGUGACCCAAAACUCGAAGCAAAAGCCUUUGUCAUCCGUGGACCCCGCGGCGCAGGAGCGUGCCAUUCGUUUGGCCUGCCAAGAUGCAGGAGUUCGGCCGGCAGAGCUUGCGGCAGUUGAGCUUCAUGGAACUGGGACGCCCUUGGGCGACCCUGUGGAGGUCUCUGCCUUGGCAAAGGCAGUUGGCCAUGCGCCGUGUGUGAUGACCGCCGUGAAGAUGCACCUGGGCCACUUGGAGUCUGCGGCAGGGGCGGUCGGCCUGAUGAAAGCCAUGCUCAUGUGCCAACAUCGCCAGGUGCUCGGCUUCUCCAUCGAUGGCAAGGGGCUGAAUCCUCAAGUCAUCGCUGCCAUGGAGGGCUCGUGCUUGCCAACGCCAGGCAAGCAGGCGAGCCUCACCGAAGACUCGGUGCUGGGUGUGUCCAGCUUCGGCUUUGCCGGUAGCAAUGCUCACAUCAUCGUGGCCCCCACCCCGGCGCACCACGCCUAUCCGAAAUAUGAGGGCGGUGGCAGACACGAAACCGUUCCCACAAGGCCUCCGUCUGCGCUGUCUCUCGCAGAGACCGUGUCCACUGCGUCGCCCAGAUCGCAAAGGUCGCAAGAGCCGGCCAAGUGCCCUAGUACCCACGCCAGCCGCUUGUUCUCCGUGGCCGAGGAUGGCGAUCUGCCUGGGGAGGUGGACAUCAACGUCAACUCCCUGACCUUCGUCGGCAGUGCCGUUCUCUCCAUCGUUGGCGGGGACGCGGAGGUAGAUGUCGACGCAGAUCUGCAUGAGCUUGGCGUCGACUCCCUGGGACUCGCCGAGCUCCUUGGGCUCUUGGAGGACAAGUUCGGCCGGGGAUGCAUCACCAUCGACAAGAUCAUGGACGAGCCCAGCUGUCGUGCUAUCGCCACCAAUCUCGAAUGCGGAAGUGCCCGUCCCUUGCCACCAAGCGUCUCGACGCCCGCACCGAAGCGCCUCCCUGCCAAGUCAGUCACCAUCGUCCUGCCGAACACCGUGCCUGAGACAGUUCUAACUCAGCCGUCCGUCAAGUCUCCCUCGCCCAGCAAGCCUUGGAUUCGUACCACGCAUGUGGGCUCCCUCCCCCGUCCAGCCGGACAGCUUCAUUUGGCAGAAGUGAUUGUGCAGCAGGCCGGCUGCGUAGAUGUCAUCAAUGAUGGUGAGUGGGGUCGAGACAACUACAUUGCUGAUGUCAUCAGUCGUAUCCCGAAUCUUCGCGGAACCGCUGGAGCUGCGGGCUGCUGUGCCAAGCACGCCAUGCCUGUCGCAGCUGACAUGCACGACGUGCCCAUCUACGCCCAGCGCUUCACGGGUGGGAACGGCCUCAUUACCCUGAACCCCAAGCGCGAGGCGGUGAGUGACUUGGCCUGCGUGGCGCACCCCAAGUACGAGGAGGCAGAGAUUCCAAGCUUGAGACCCUUCCUGGAGGCUGUGGCAAAGGCUGAGAAGGAUGCCGCGGACUGCUUCUACUCGGUGCCUUCGCCUGGCACCAUGGCGCUCUUCUGCCAAGAUGCCUACUUCCACGACCACAAGGCGUACGUCAUGGCCUUGGCGGAGGCCCUUGCUCCGGAAUACCGGCAGGUUGCCAGGACCGGUCUCCAGCUGCAAGUGGACUGCCCCGAUUUGGCCAUGGGCCGGCACACCAGGUGGUCCGAAAUGACGGACUCCGAAUUCCUGGACAUCGCCCGCUGCAACGUGGAGGCCCUGAACAUCGCCCUCAAGGACGUGCCGUUGGAACAGAUCCGGAUCCACGUCUGCUGGGGCAACUACGCAGGGCCGCACCACAAAGACAUGCCCGCGGGCCUUUUGUGGCCGAUCUUGGCAGAGGCGAAGGCAACGUACUUGCUCGUGGAGGGGGCGAAUGCUCGGCAUCGCAUGGACGUGCUGGCUUUCGAGGAGGCCGUCAAGAAGGGCCACUUCAAGGAGCAUCAGGUCAUCGUGCCUGGCCUCAUCGACACCACCGCGGCGCGCGUGGAAGACCCUCGGCUCAUCGCGGAGACUCUGCUGCGGUAUGUCCGCGCUGCAGGUCAUCCGGCCCGCGUCAUGGCCGGCACAGACUGCGGGUUCGCCUCCACUGCAAAGUCCACGGCCAUCACUUCGGACCUCGCCUGGUUGAAGCUCAGGAGUCUGGCGGAUGGGGCUGACUUGGCCACCCGGUGCUUCAUCGAGCAGCGUGCUCCCGUGCCCUGCCGCACCCCUGCCUUUGCGCCCACGCCUUUCCGCGCCGUCAUCUUCGCGGCUGCCAGCGACCAAGUGGACUAUGUGGCCGAGCUGCGGCAGGCCUUUGACGGCCUCACCAUGCACUCUACCCUCGUCUUCUCGGCGGACGCCUUUGCAGAGCUUCGUUGGGUCGUGGAUGUGCCCCUGGCCUUGGUGGCGCUGGGGAGCGAAGGCCUGGCUCUGGCCCAGCGGACUCUGCAGCAGCUGGAGGAGGACAAAGCCGUGGCACGGCGGCCAGCCAAGCUCAUGUCCUUCGAUGACCCACGCUCGAUGCCUUCAACGGCAGAGGUGGCUUCCGCCGUGCGCGCAGAGGCGCUGGGCCGCACCGGCUUCGACAAGCGGAGCUUGGUGCUGCCGCGGCUCGGCUCUCCGCCAGCCUCCGUGGACGUGGUGGUGGUUGGCGCGGGUCUCCUGGGAAUGCUCACGGCCCACCGCUGCCGCAGCGCAGGCUUCAGCGUGGCCGUGUUGGAGCAGCGCGCCCUGGUGGGCGGCAUCUGGUCCAUGUACGCCAACGCCACUUCGCAGGUGAACAGCUCCGAGGGCGGCUACUGCAUCAAGGAGCUGAUUGGCGAGGAUGACGGCAAGGCCGCAUGGGACAACCGCGACCACAGCACCGCUGCAGAGGUCCUGACCGACUUCGCCAAGCUUGGGGACAAGCUCAAGGACCACAUCUUCACUUCCGUGAAGGUCGUGAAGGUGUUGGGGGAGCGGGGCAACUACACCGUGCUCUUCGAGGAUGCGGUGUCGCAGAGCGCUGGCAUUGCGCAGUGCCGUGGCGUCGUGCUGUGCAUCAACGAUCGCGUGGGCUUGCCGCGGCCGCUGGACGCGCCAGGGCGCUCCGACUUUGCCGGCGUGGUGGCAGAUGGCACGUCUGACUCGUUGGCAGGCGUGGCUUGGCGCGGCAAGCGGGUGGUCAUCGCCGGCAUGGGCGCCUUCGCGGUGGAGAACGUGCGCACGGCGCUGGAGCACGGCGCGGCCCAGGUCACGGUGGUGGGCCGACGCCAUGGCACCAUUUGCCCCAAGGCCAUUGACUACCUCAACUUUGUGAAGCCAUGGGAUGCUAAGUACAAGCAUGACACGCAGACAAACGUGAAGCAGUUCCUCCGAUGGAAGCAGCUGUAUGAAGCGUCCGGCUGCAUUGUGCCAGAAUGUUGGCCCAAGCAAGUGAAGCAUGAUGGCCACACAAUCUCCGUGAGCGACAUCUGGUUUAUUGCUCACUUCAUGAACAAGCUCCGCAGUAACACCGGUGAGAUCAAGUGUGUCGAGACGGACGGGGUGGUUCUUUCCAGCGGCGACUUCAUUGCUUGUGACAUCGUGGUGGGCUGCAUCGGCUUUGAACGCUCCAGCUUCCUCUGCGAGAGCCUGACUGGCCGCAGCGAGGUCAAAACGACAAAUUACCUCGACAAGGACAUGAUGUACCUGGCGGACGCAGAGAUCGACGAGGGUGCCUUCAACUCCUUCUUUGGGUCGUCAGUCUUGGAGUACGGAAAGUUCUUCAGCAACGUCUUCGUGGAGGGCCUGCAGCGACCCGAGUUGGGCGAGCAACUGUGGGGGGUGGACAUCCCAGCAGUGCCUAUCACGCAGAGGAAGUGGAAUCAAUACAUCGCUGCUGCCAUGAAGCUCAUCGAGACAGACCAGCAAAUUGCUGAGCAUGCCCGCCAUCAGGUGGAUCGGCGCACGGCGCACUUCUGGCGCACGCUGCCCCCCGGCAGCUUCCUGGAGGUGAACCGCCGGGACUGGGAGGAGCUGCACCACCGGCUCAACGGCGGAGUGCCGGUGCCCAAGGAACAGCAGCUGCCGUACUUCUUCGAUGAGAUUCCUGAAUGGUGCUCAGACAGUCAGGUUGUGGACGUCCUCAGCGGCCGCUGGCGUAAGGUACUGCUUUCAGAGUUCGCGGGGUGCCUGGUAGCCAGCACGUUCCAAAUGCGUAUCAUUUUGGAGACCUUGUGGGUGAGCUUCCGGUUCCUGGAGUGGCCGGAGAGGAGGCACCGUCGACACCGCCCAGAGGCGCGUUCUGGGCCGAUCGCCUACUUGGCUUGUGCCGUGGACAGGCACGGCAUGGCGCAGGAUCCAGGCAACUGCAUCAGAGGCGUCACCAAAUGCAUGGCGGAGACUCCCAUGGACGUGCCCGCAACGGUGCAACGGGCCGCGAGCGCCUUCCGCCGCCGCGUGCCUAAGAAGCCGGAGGCUCGCGAGGUUGAGGCACCCGAUGCACGUAAAGAGCAUGCCAAGGCGCAGCCGCAAGCGCAAGAGAAGCAAGUGCAAGAGAAACAAUCGCUGGAAGAGGCCGAACGCAAGGCUCAGGAGGCUCAGGAGGCGCAGAAGAAGCUGGUGAGGCAACUGGAGCAGGAGCGGCUGCAAGCACAGCAGGCACUUGAAGAGGUGCGAGCGGAAGCAUCCAUGGCCCGUGCGCAGGAAGCACAUGCAAGGCAACAGUUCGAGUGGCCAGGCGGCAAGAUUCGGCAGGAUUGGAUUGAGCCUUUGAUGAAAAACGUGCGCCUUAUGCGGUGGGCCGAAAGCAAGGCUCAGGAGGCUCAAGAGGCGCAGAAGAAGCUGGUGAGGCAGCUGGAGCAGGCCGAAAGCAAGGCUCAGGAGGCUCAAGAGGCGCAGAAGAAGCUGGUGCGGCAGCUGGAGCAGGAGCGAGUGCACGCGCAGCAGGCACUUGAAGAGGCAUCCAUGGCCCGUGCGCAGGAAGCACACGCAAGGCAGCAGUUCGAGCAAGCGCAAGAGAAGCAAGCCCAAGAGACACAAGUGCAAGAGAGACGAGGUCUGAAAGAGGCCGAAAGCAAGGCUCAGGAGGCUCAAGAGGCGCAGAAGAAGCUGGUGAGGCAGCUGGAGCAGGAGCGAGUGCACGCGCAGCAGGCACUUGAAGAGGCAUCCAUGGCCCGUGCGCAGGAAGCACACGCAAGGCAGCAGUUCGAGCAAGCGCAAGAGAAGCAAGCGCAAGAGACACAAGUGCAAGAGAGACGAGCGCUGAAAGAGGCCGAAAGCAAGGCUCAGGAGGCUCAAGAGGCGCAGAAGAAGCUGGUGAGGCAGCUGGAGCAGGAGCGAGUGCACGCGCAGCAGGCACUUGAAGAGGCAUCCAUGGCCCGUGCGCAGGAAGCACACGCAAGGCAGCAGUUCGAGCAAGCGCAAGAGAAGCAAGCCCAAGAGACACAAGUGCAAGAGAGACGAGCGCUGAAAGAGGCCGAAAGCAAGGCUCAGGAGGCUCAAGAGGCGCAGAAGAAGCUGGUGAGGCAGCUGGAGCAGGAGCGAGUGCACGCGCAGCAGGCACUUGAAGAGGCAUCCAUGGCCCGUGUGCAGGAAGCACACGCAAGGCAGCAGUUCGAGCAAGCGCAAGAGAAGCAAGCCCAGAAGACACAAGCGCAAGAGAGACGAGCGCUGAAAGAGGCCGAAAGCAAGGCUCGGGAGGCUCAAGAGGCGCAGAAGAAGCUGGUGCGGCAGCUGGAGCAGGAGCGAGUGUACGCGCAGCAGGCACUUGAAGAGGCAUCCAUGGCCCGUGCGCAGGAAGCACAUGCAAGGCAGCAGUUCGAGAAUUCGCAAAAGAAGCACGUGCAAGAAGGACAAGUGCAAGAGAGACAAGCAUGGAAAGAGGCCGAAAGCAAGGCUCAGGAGGCUCAAGAGGCUCAGGAGGCGCAGAAGAAGCUGGGGAGGCAACUGGAGCAGGAGCGACUGCAAGCGCAGCAGGCACUUGAAGAGGCAUCCAUGGCCCGUGCGCAGGAAGCACACGCAAGGCAGCAGUUCGAGCAAGCGCAAGAGAAGCAAGCGCACGAGAGACAAGCGCAAGAGAGACGAGCGCAGGCAGAGGCCGAAAGCAAGGCUCAGGAGGCUCAGGAGGCGCAGAAGAAGCUGGGGAGGCAACUGGAGCAGGAGCGACUGCACGCGCAGCAGGCACUUGAAGAGGCAUCCAUGGCCCGUGCGCAGGAAGCACACGCAAGGCAGCAGUUCGAGAAUUCGCAAAAGAAGCACGUGCAAGAGGGACAAGUGCAAGAGAGACAAGCGCUAAAAGAGGCUGAAAGCAGGGCUCAGGAGGCUCAAGAGGCGCAGAAGACGCUGGUGAGGCAACUGGAGCAGGAGCGAGUGCACGCGCAGCAGGCAGUUGAAGAGGCAUCCAUGGCCCGUGCGCAGGAAGCACACGCAAGGCAGCAGUUCGAGAAUUCGCAACAGAAGCACGUGCAAGAGAGACAAGUGCAAGAGAGACAAGCACUGAAAGAGGCCGAAAGCAAGGCUCAGGAGGCUCAGGAGGCGCAGAAGAAGCUGGGGAGGCAACUGGAGCAGGAGCGACUGCACGCGCAGCAGGCACUUGAAGAGGCAUCCAUGGCCCGUGCGCAGGAAGCACACGCAAGGCAGCAGUUCGAGAAUUCGCAAAAGAAGCACGUGCAAGAGGGACAAGUGCAAGAGAGACGAGCGCUGAAAGAGGCCGAAAGCAAGGUUCAGGAGGCUCAGGAGGCGCAGAAGAAGCUGGUGAGGCAACUGGAGCAGGAGUGGCCAGGCGACUGCAAGCGCAGCGGGCACUUGAAGAGGAAGCACACGCAAGGCAGCAGUUUGAGCAAACGCAAGCGAAGCAAGCGCAAGAGAGGCACGUGCUGGAAGAGGCCGAAAGCAAGGCGGCUGAGAAGGUGCAGAAGAAGCAGGCAAAGCAGCUGGAGCAGGAGCAGCUGCGAGCACUGCAGGCAGUUGGAGAGGCAUCCCUGGCCCGAGCGCAGGAAGCACAUGCGAGGCAGCAGGAGGAGUUGGCCAUGCGAGCGGAAGGGCAGCUCAAGGAGGAGCUCAGGGCUCUUCAGGAGCAACAGUUGGCAAUUGCCGCCCAGGCUGCGAAGGCUGCUCAGGAGGCACAGGAGAAGCAGGCAAAGCAACUGGAGCAGGAGCAGUUGCGAGCACUGCAAGCGCUUGGAUCCAAGAGAAGCAAGCGCUGGAAGCACAAGAGAAGCAGGCAAAGCAAUUGGAGCAAGAGCAGUUGCGAGCGCGGCACGCAGUUGA